Messenger RNA from Ceratina calcarata, 844 nucleotides. RefSeq lists its product as uncharacterized. The transcript is spliced from 2 exons. Bases 19 to 474 code for a protein of 151 amino acids. The record is from RefSeq and is a predicted model, not a curated record. Lineage: Eukaryota; Metazoa; Arthropoda; Insecta; Hymenoptera; Apidae.
CAUCGAUGCACGUCAGUCAUGGACCGUGAGUAUCGCUUUAAUUUCGAAUUGACCACCAUAGCCGCGUACCGCCGCCGCCGCCGCUGUGGCCCCGUAAAGAACGCGAACAAGGGCGAGGGCGGCCACUGGGACGCGGCAUCCUACUUGCUCUCGUUCGUUGAUUUCGACCCGAGUCGAAGGAGCACUCUCGAUCGAGUCCGCUUCUGUUGCGCGAUGCACUCAAGUGCGUGGUCGAACGUUGAACAACGGCGCGAAGCAAUAUUGGAACUCGAUACCGACUCGACCAGUCCGCUCGUUCACUGUCAGUCGAGUGUGCUUGGUGGUAGCGACACGCGCGACCACGUUACUUCGCUGGGUUACGCUCCAGUGAUACGCAACAUCGAACAACGUCUACCUCGGGGCAUUAGCAGAAGAAGUAGAUUCGAACUCAACAAACAUAGUAUAAUUUCGUGUAACGAGAACUCUGGUACUUGAUCGGCUAAAGGAUACGGUGUACUAUCUACACGGAAUCUCGUGCUAUCGACUUUCAAUAAAGUUGAUAAAGUCAACUGCACGGACAUGGAGUGCGAAAGGCUACCCAACGCUUGUAAGGAAGAUGCAACCCGCGAAUAAUUCAGUCGUUAUCCAUACCAUCUACCGAUCGGUUAAGCAAUUUAUCGAGAACGUCGAUAUGAUGCCGUUACGUACAAAUACGCGUGCGGCGAUAUUCGAGGAAUCACGCGCGUCGCACGCUCUUUGACUGAUCGAUAAUAUUUACAGCCUACGGCUGAUUUAUUGGACGAGUAAAAAAAAUUUGCGCAGCCGAUCGUACUUAAUACAGCGAAGCAUUGUUUGUUGCGAAGCG